UGUUUACUGGUGUUUCUGUUUAUAUGUAGAAAAAUGGCUGAGGCAAAUAUUUCAGUUGCUCAGGAUCAGUUCAGCUGUUCAAUCUGUCUGGACACACUGAAGGACCCAGCAACUCUUCUCUGUGGGCACAGUUUUUGUCUGGUGUGUAUCAAUAAACACUGGGAUCAGGAGGAUAAUUGGAGAAUAUACAGCUGUCCACAGUGUAGACAAACCUUCACUCCAAGACCUGCUGUGAGAAAAAACACCAUUCUGGCUGAAGUUGUGGAGAAACUGAAGGAGACAAAAUUCCAAUAUACUCUUGCUGGACCUGAAGAUGUGGAGUGUGAUUUCUGUACUGGGAGAAAAUACAAAGCUGUUAAAUCCUGUCUGGUGUGUUUGGCCUCUUUCUGUGAAUCUCACCUCCAGCCUCACUAUGAAUCUCCUGCUUUUAAGAAGCACAAGCUGGUUAAAGCCUCCAGACGACUCCAGGAUCAGAUCUGCUCUCAGCAUGAUAAACUGCUGGAGGUUUACUGUCGUACUGAUCAGCAGUGUAUCUGCAUGUUGUGCACCAUGGAUGAUCAUAAAGGACAUGAUACAAUAUCAGCUGCAGCAGAAAGAACUGAGAAACAGAAGCAGCUGCUGGAGGUCCAGAGGAAAUUCCAGGAGAAAAUCCAGAACAAAGAGAAGGAACUUAAUGAGCUGAUAAACGCUGUGGAGUCUCACAAGCGUUCUGCACAGACAGCAGUGAAGAACGUUGAGAUGAUCUGUACUGAACUGAUCGACUUUAUUAUCAGAAGAUGCUCUGAGGUGAAAGAUCUGAUCAGAGAUCGAGAGAAAGCUGAAAUCAGUCAAGCUGAAAACGUCCUGAAGCAGUUGGUGGAGGAGAUUGUAGAUCUUAAGACGAAAGAUGCUGAACUGGAGGAGCUUUCACACACAGAGGAUCCCAUCCAUUUCCUCCAGAGUUUUCAGUCUCUCUCGACUCCUCCUGGAUCUGCAGAAUCACCCGCCAUCACAAUCAGUCCUUUCCUCUCAUUUGAUGAUGUUACAGAGUCAGUAUAUCAGCUGAGAGAGAAAGUAGAAGAAUUCUGGGAAGAGCAGUUUGAGAAGACACCAGAUGAAGUGAAGGACGUUCAGAUUAUUUCACCUCCUGAACUUGAAACCAGAGAAGAUUUUCUACAGUAUUUCUGUCAGUUCACGUUGGAUUCAAACACAGCACAUAAAAACCUCCGUCUGUCUGAGGAGAACAAAGUGGUGACCUGCAGUAAAACAGAACAGUCAUAUCCUGAUCAUCCAGAUAGAUUUGAUUAUUACUCCCAGGUUCUGUGUGGAGAGAGUGUGAAUGGACGCUGUUACUGGGAGGUUGAGCUGAGUGGGAAUUAUUGGGUUUAUAUAGCAGUGUCAUAUAAAAGCAUCAGCAGGAAGGGACGUGAUGAUGAGUGUUGGUUUGGAUGUAAUGAUCAGUCCUGGAGUUUGUGUUGCUCUCCAUCCAGCUUUUCAUUCCUGCACAAUAACAAAGAAACUGAAUUUCCCAUAAUGCCGAGUUCCUCUAGAAUAGGAGUGUAUGUGGAUUACAGAGCAGGAACUCUGUCCUUCUACAGCGUCUCUGAUACAAUGAAGCUCCUCCACAGAGUUCAGACCACGUUCACUCAGCCCCUCUACCCGGGGUUUUGGGUUAAUCCAGGAUCAAAAGUAAAACUGUCAGAUUACAUUUAA
Molecule: messenger RNA, 1692 nt
Organism: Trichomycterus rosablanca
Lineage: Eukaryota; Metazoa; Chordata; Actinopteri; Siluriformes; Trichomycteridae
Product: tripartite motif-containing protein 16-like
Exons: 6
Coding region: 34-1692 (552 amino acids)
Molecular function (GO): protein binding; zinc ion binding
Source: RefSeq, a predicted model, not a curated record